Rubroshorea leprosula is the source of this 1630-nucleotide messenger RNA. The record is from the annotation of a GenBank genome assembly. NCBI's taxonomy places the organism in Eukaryota, Viridiplantae, Streptophyta, Magnoliopsida, Malvales, Dipterocarpaceae.
AUAUUUAUGGCACGCUACAAUUACCGAAUGCACGUGGCAGAGCACAUCCAUCACGUUGUCAGCCAACAAAAGAGCUGGAGUUUCUAUAUACAAAGAACAGCAUUUGGCAAGACACGAGUCAGGUACUUGUCACAUGGAGCUCUCUUAAGGAAAAACAGCAAUGACUUCCCUAUUAAGAAAAACAAAUCCAAAACCUCUUUUGGAACUCAAAUUUUUAAUUAUCUUAUUUGAAAACAUAUUCACAGGUUCCUGAAAUGGAAGUUGAAUUAAUGACAGAAACAAAAAGUCAAAGAACUUGUCAGAAAAUCUGCAGAGAAACUUUAUUGCGAAGCCCAUAUAAUGAAGGGCUUACCUGUGUAACUGGAAACAGAAGUAAUGAUCCUAAAAUGUGUUAAGCUGCAAGCAAGGUACAAAUUUUAAGAUGCCACUAAGGUGGCCCUGGAAAAUAAGAGAAUCAAGAGUUGAAUGAGCACAGAACAGAGGAUAUUCAAUGCGGUACUCACAUUGAAGUCUUCUCACCUUUAAGUGUCAAUAAUUGCAAAGAAUAAAAGUAGGAAUGCUGCCGAUAACUUUAGAUGAGUUGCCUUUUGGUUAAGCUUCCUAAAGUUUUAGCAGCUACCAACCUAGAAACUAAACUUAUAAAGUAUAUAGGCAUCAAAAUUCCUACCUUUUUUCAAAUCACAUUGACUGGAAAUUUAUAAAAUAUUAAAAUUGCAGCAAAAAAUCUAUUAAAUUUGGAAGAUAAUAAAAUUGGAUGGAAGAUUCACAGAAAAUAAUGCCAUGGUCUAUAAGAUCACCCAAGCAUUUCACUAGAUUUAGGAUAGCUUCUUACCUAUUCCUCCAGCAUUCAACCAAUCACACAUCAAGCAUCCAAUUCAUGUUUAAAUGCAUCUUGUUCAUUAAGUGGUGGACUUGCUCAUCUAAAUGAACAUAUCAAAAACUUUCUGUCCUUAGAGAAGGAUGCAAGUGCAGCAAACAACUCGGUAGUAGCUCAGUAUUAUACCUUCCAAAUUCACCUAUUUAAGGAAACUAUGUUUGAAAGGCAAAAGAUUUCCACCAAAAGGAUGGUGUGGAAAAAGAAACUGAUGACUCUCUUUUGUCGCAGUCAUAGCAACUAUUCUGCACAGAACAUGGGUUUCCUAAGGUUCUCUACAUUCUUAAUAAAUCACAUCCCUGAUUAGCAUUUCACAGAAAAAGCCAUAAAUUUAACAGCUGAACUAUUAUCUAAGCCUAAAAUAUGUUGAGGCAGUCUCAAAAGUUUUUCGGCUCCAACAUAAUAUACCUUGGAUCCUCUAGGCUUUUACCAUCUUCCUCAAAACAAGAUUUUCAAUCACUGUCUCUAAGCUCCAAUAAGAAUGGAUUAAAACCAAACUCGGCAAAGCAGGUUAUGACCUAAAGCUUGUUUCCAGCAAGAAGCAGUAAAGUAGAAAAGCCCUUGGCUUUUUCUUCCUGGAAUUAGGAAUCAAUCUCUACAGAGUCUAAACACAUAGUUUUGGGAGGGCAUUUGAAUUUCACCAAACAAAGCAUGCAUUUCACAAUAAAUUCUAUCAAAAUUUCCAGAAACUGGGAUUAUAAACUCAAUUUUAUUCUUCUAAAUAAGGUACAAUUUGCAUAAAAAUAUUAUAUCUUU